ACCCUGCUCGCCAAAACGCACACACCCCUCGCUCAAACCAGCAGCUUCCUUUCCGCAUCAGAUACGCUCUCUUCAUGGCCGCUCCGCAGUUUCCAUUAGACCCUGGGCUGGCGGCGCUAAUCAUCCUGGAAUACGACGGCGACCGCAACGCCAACCAUUGCUUUCACGGGCACGGGCACGCGACGUUUAUCAACGGUCAGGUGUACGAGGGCGAGUUCUGGGACGGUCGCAUGCACGGACGAGGGCGGCUCGAGUGGCCAGAUGGAGUAGUGUAUGAAGGAGACUUUGAGUACAACGAGAUCUCAGGGUCGGGCAAGUAUGUGUGGCCAGACGAGAGCUGGUACGAGGGGGCCGUGAAGGGGGGCAAGCGACACGGCCACGGAUACUUCCAAAGCAGCAACAAGAUCACCACGUACGAGGGCGAAUGGGUGGACGGCAAGCAGGACGGACUUGGGCGGAUGGUAUACGAUGAGCACAACGGCAUCGAGUACGAUGGCGAGUGGAAAGCAGGGGUCCGCGACGGCCACGGCACGAUGAAGUAUGGCACUGGCAACGUCUACGAAGGACGCUGGGCAAACGGCGUCAAGUGCGGUCAAGGCACAAUGCACUGGUUCGACAGGAUGGAAAAAUAUGACGGCGGCUGGCUGGACGACAAGCAGCAUGGACAUGGGGUGCACGUGUGGAAGGCCACGGAAAAACGGGGCAACCGGUACGAAGGCGAGUUUGCCGACGGUGUGCGCGACGGCUACGGCAUCUUUUACUAUGCGAAUGGGGCUCGAUACGAAGGACAUUGGGAUACGAACGUGAAGAACGGCCUCGGGUUAUUCUUCUUUGAAGACGGCACGAUCUACGAAGGAGAGUUUGUCCAUGACCGCAUGGUGGAUUUGAACGACAACCGCAAACAGUCGUCGGACACGAUCCCCACCAUUUUGCUCUACGUGGACGAUUUGUUGCGGGGCGACGAAAAGGAGCGCGCGCGGGGGCUCAAAGCCGUCCAACAUGCUGUGCUUCGCGUAAACACAGACUUGCGCAAUGUGUACCGCCACUAUGCGUCCUGCGCCGGCACAUCGACGCCGCACGCGACGAGUGAAAACAAUGUGCUCAUGGAAAUGAGGGAACUGUGGCGAUUUGCAGUGGAAUGUCGGCUCAAUGCUAGCAUGGGCAAACUCAACCGCAAGCUGCUCGUGGUGCGGAACGCCCAGAACAAAGCGGUCAAGCGGCUUCGAGUCCAGCGCGAGCGAAAGACGCGCACGAAUUCCCGGGCAUUGGAUGCAAUCGUAACGCCGCGGGAAAAGUGGACCGACGUCCAUGACCCAGAUCGGGUGGUUUUGUUCAGAGAGUUUUGCGAAAUCCUCGUGCGCGUGGCGUGGGAUGACGCGCUCGAGCUCGGCGAGGUUCACAUGUCGGUGGCGGAUGCGUUUACAAAACUGUACGACAACUACAUCCACGACCAUGCAGCUACCCCCAUGGCACCCAUCGAAGCGCUGGAGAUUCAAGUGCACAGCAUUGAAAUGCAGACUGUGUUUCACAAGUUCCACGAGAGUUUGGAGUUAGUGUACCUGCAAUAUGCCGCCCAGGACGGAGCGGCGACGAUGGCGUCGAGUAGUACGCUGACGCCGGAGAACGAUAUCGCGAUGACGGUGCGCAGCUUUGUCAAGCUCUUGCAAGACUAUGGGGUGUUGAAACAGCUUAGCAUCCGGGAUACGCUCAAGGCCAUUCGCAAAGCGUACGAAGUUGAAGUUCGCGAUGGUGACAACGACGAUGACGUGGCACCGCAACACUCGGACGACCUCGAUCCGUUUGCGAUGGACUCCGACAUGAUUUACCCCGAGUUUCUUGAAAACUUGACCAAAGUUGCGCUCGUGAUUUGCCCCCGCAACCUCCCGCUGCCCGUGAUCACGGCCCAAUUCAUCAAGUCCAACUUUGACGACGUUUUGUUCCCCAAACGAGGCAACAGACGCCACAGCACCCUCGACUUGCAGCAAUCAAUUGCAUAAGCAGACCAUAAUAAAUGCGUACCAGUACUAGC
Molecule: messenger RNA, 2029 nt
Organism: Aphanomyces astaci
Lineage: Eukaryota; Oomycota; Saprolegniomycetes; Saprolegniales; Verrucalvaceae
Exons: 8
Coding region: 75-1997 (640 amino acids)
Source: RefSeq, a predicted model, not a curated record